AUGUCUUCCUCUCGUCCGCCCAACCCGACCCAAAUCCCCAACAAUCUGCCUGGCCUGACCACUCACAUCACCGGUCACGAUGGCAACACCGGCAAAGCCAUCGUUCAGGACAGCAGACCCGGCAAUUGGACUGUCUUUGACGACAAGCUCAUGGGCUUCAACGUGGUGUACACAACCUCAGAGUUUCCCCCAGACCUCAACAACGACCGUGACCUCAAGACGCACGACGAAGUCGUCGCCAGCGGCAAACUCGGGCUCGUCAACACCAACGGCACAGUCUGCCGGGUUGUCGACAUGGCGCCGGGCUACGAAUGUAUCAUGCACCGAACUCAGAGUCUCGACUACGGCAUUGUCCUUGAGGGGACGAUCGAGAUGAUCCUGGACAGCGGCGAGAGAAGAUUGAUGCAAAGAGGAGAUGUCGCUGUGCAGAGAGCCACGAUGCACGCCUGGAAGAAUACCAGCGAGACGGAGUGGUCACGCAUGAUCUUUGUGUUGCAGGACUGCAAGAGCUUGGAGGUCGGAGGCAAGGCGUUGAAGGAAGACUUGGGCAAGGGUGUCGAAGGAUUGCCACCAAGUGGCAAUGACUCCUAG
Fonsecaea nubica is the source of this 591-nucleotide messenger RNA. RefSeq lists its product as hypothetical. The transcript has a single exon. Lineage: Eukaryota; Fungi; Ascomycota; Eurotiomycetes; Chaetothyriales; Herpotrichiellaceae. The record is from RefSeq and is a predicted model, not a curated record. Bases 1 to 591 code for a protein of 196 amino acids.